AUGGCACCUUAUUCUACUCCCCCUAACGAAAAGGCUGAGGUCUUGGAGGCAGAGACAGCACCCAACCGACAUCAUGAUGGAACACAAGUUGGCCGCAUUGAUGCUAUGGCCACAGCACCCGGGGUAACACUCGAGUCUUUUUCUCACCUUGAUGAGAAGAAGAUUUUGCGCAAGAUGGACAUGCGCUUGAUCCCCAUGCUAGCACUUCUGUAUCUCCUCUCAUUCCUCGACCGAGGAAACAUCGGAAACGCGAAAAUCGAAGGCCUCCAAGAAGAUCUCAACAUGACCCCCGACCAAUACAACUGGUGUCUUACCGUCUUCUUCUUCACAUACGCCGCCUUCGAAGUUCCAUCCAACCUCCUCCUCAAAAAGCUCCGACCCAGCGUUUGGCUUCCCAUUAUCAUGAUUGCUUGGGGUGUUGUGAUGACGUUGAUGGGUAUUGUCCAGAAUUACACUGGUCUUCUUGUCGCUCGCGUCUUUCUCGGCCUUACCGAGGCUGGUCUUUUCCCAGGCGUUGCGUACUACCUUACCAUGUGGUACUGCCGACACGAAAUCCAAUUCCGACAAGCCCUUUUUUUCUCGGCUGCUUCUAUCGCCGGUGCCUUUAGCGGUCUUCUCGCCUUCGGAAUUGCAAAGAUGGACGGCGUUGGUGGUCUCGAAGGAUGGCGCUGGAUCUUUAUUCUGGAAGGGAUCGUCACUGUUAUUGUUGCCAUCUUUGCAUUUUGGGCUCUUUACGAUUUCCCCGAGACCGCAGGUUUUUUGACUGAAGAAGAGCGUGCCUUUGUUGUUUUCCGACUUAAGUAUCAGGGUCAGCAAAAGGCGGCCGGUCAGAGCCAGUCUCGUGUUGCGCAGAGUGAUGAGUUCAAAUGGGCUUAUGUCUGGGAUGCAUUCAAGGAUUGGCAGAUCUGGGUCAAUAUCUUUGUGUACUGGGGAAUUGUUUGCCCACUCUACGGAAUCAGCCUCUUCUUGCCCACCAUUAUUCGAAACCUCGGUUACAGUUCGAGCACUGCUCAGCUCAUGACUGUGCCCAUCUACAUCACAGCAGCUAUUCUGGCUGUGGUUGUGGCAUGGACUUCGGAUCGAGUUGGAAAGAGAAGCCCAUUCAUCGUGGCAUUCCUCUGUGUCAUGGUUGUUGGUUUCUCAAUGUGUAUUUCUACUCACAACCCAAAGGUUGUCUAUGGUGGAGUUUUCAUUGCAGCUUGCGCCAUUUACCCAGCCUUCCCUGGAGUUAUUACAUGGCUGGCCAACAAUCUGUCGGGAAGCUACAAGCGAAGUGUCGGUAUGGCUAUCCAGAUCGGUGUUGGAAACCUUGGUGGUGCCAUGGCAUCCAACUUUUAUCGGCAAAAAGAUGGUCCUCGGUAUAUACUAGGCCAUGCUUUGGAACUUGGCUUUAUUGGCGCAGGAAUCAUCGCCGCUCUUAUCUUGAUCUUUAGCUACAGUCGCAUCAACAAGAGCCGCGAUAGCAGAAUGGCGGCCGGCGAGCACGAGACCAUAUCGGAAGAAGAACUUUCAGCCAAGGGAGAUAAGGCUGUGACCUGGCGAUACAUGCACUGA
Fusarium venenatum is the source of this 1554-nucleotide messenger RNA. Its product is annotated as major facilitator superfamily domain-containing protein. Gene Ontology annotation, molecular function: transmembrane transporter activity. The record is from RefSeq and is a predicted model, not a curated record. Gene Ontology annotation, cellular component: membrane. Gene Ontology annotation, biological process: transmembrane transport. Lineage: Eukaryota; Fungi; Ascomycota; Sordariomycetes; Hypocreales; Nectriaceae.